AUGUUGGGCAAACCUGCAAGAUAUUCACAAGAGCUGAGGAUAUUUCUCAUGGGACUUGGAGUUGUCAGUUUCUGCCUUGCAGAAUUUGCGUUCACAGUCUACAAGCUUCGUCCUGACGAUCUUGACUGGGUGGAUGAAGAGCGAAAGAGGGCAGCUGCAGCAAAAGCAAGAAUCGAGGAGCCUUGA
Cladocopium goreaui is the source of this 186-nucleotide messenger RNA. Lineage: Eukaryota; Dinophyceae; Suessiales; Symbiodiniaceae. The record is from the annotation of a GenBank genome assembly.